This is a messenger RNA of Molossus molossus (Pallas's mastiff bat), 1304 nucleotides long. It is a transcript of the gene PSMF1, whose product is annotated as proteasome inhibitor subunit 1. NCBI's taxonomy places the organism in Eukaryota, Metazoa, Chordata, Mammalia, Chiroptera, Molossidae. Gene Ontology annotation, molecular function: endopeptidase inhibitor activity; proteasome binding. Gene Ontology annotation, biological process: proteasome-mediated ubiquitin-dependent protein catabolic process. The coding region runs from base 134 to 949 and encodes 271 amino acids. The record is from RefSeq and is a predicted model, not a curated record. The transcript has 7 exons.
CCAUUUUGGCCGUGGGUGGAGAGACAGCUGGACGAGUGGAUUAUCGGUGCAGAGUCAUCAGUACUCGGAGGGCCAAGUGGGCUCACCGUACUCUCUCACUUCCUUUCUCUGCCCGCAGAAGCCAGGGGCGCGCAUGGCGGGCUUGGAGGUGCUGUUCGCGUCGGCGGCGCCGGCGAUCACCUGUGCGCAGGACGCGCUGGUCUGCUUCCUGCACUGGGAAGUGGUGACGCACGGCUACUACGUCUUGGGUACGGGCGACCAGCCGGGUCCCCGUGAUAAGAAAUCAGAACUGCUGCCUGCCGAGUGGAACAGCAAUAAAGACCUGUAUGCUCUCCGGUAUGAGUCGAAGGAUGGGUCCAGAAAGCUCCUUGUGAAGGCUGUCACUGUGGAGAACAGCAUGAUCAUCAAUGUGCUGGAAUAUUGCUCACAGCAAGUGUCAGACUUGACCCUCAACUUGGAUGAUUAUAUCGAUUCAGAACACCUGGUUGACUUCCACAGGACCUACAAGAACAGUGAGGAACUUCGGUCUCGUAUUGUGUCUGGAAUCAUCACACCUAUCCAUGAGCACUGGGACAAAGCUAGUGUAAGCAGUCCCCACCGGGAGUUUCCCCCUGCCACUGCCAGAGAGGUGGACCCACUCCGGAUUUACCCACAGCGCCCACACACUAGCCAGCAGCCUCCCUGGUGUGAUCCCCUGAGCCCAUUUGCUGUCGGGGGAGAGGACCUAGACCCAUUUGGGUAUCGGAGAGGUGGCAUGAUUGUGGAUCCCCUGAGAUCCGGUUUCCCAAGAGUUCAUAUUGACCCAUCCUCGGGCCUCCCUAACCGGCUUCCUCCAGGCGCUGUGCCUCCAGGAGCGCGCUUUGACCCUUUUGGACCCAUUGGGACCAGCCCACCUGGACCUAACCCAGACCAUCUCCCCCCGCCGGGCUACGAUGACAUGUACCUGUGAAAGCCUCAAGAAUGUAACAUCCCAGCCUUCCCUCCACUCUCCUGGAGCUGCCACCUCUGGCCCCGUCAGCAACCGUGUACUUGCGGUCUGGGGGCAAGGGACUCUGCCCAUGUGUUUGCAGGCUGGCUGGGAUUGCCUCCCUACCCCUUGUCCGAGCCACGGCACCUGCUGCAGCUCUCCACUUGGCUGCAUAUAGGUCCCAAGAGAAAUCAGUGUCUCUCACCACCAGCUCCUCAUUUCCAAGGGAAACUCCGGCAACAUAUGCCCUCGACCCAGUGCUGCGCUAUAAGAACAGAACGCAUUUUGGAUGUUAUUAUUAAGAGCCAAAUGUCAAUACAAAAGUCAUGUUGCCGUC